This is a messenger RNA of Thalassophryne amazonica, 1767 nucleotides long. RefSeq names its product G protein pathway suppressor 1 (gene gps1). NCBI's taxonomy places the organism in Eukaryota, Metazoa, Chordata, Actinopteri, Batrachoidiformes, Batrachoididae. The transcript has 14 exons. The record is from RefSeq and is a predicted model, not a curated record. The coding region runs from base 102 to 1565 and encodes 487 amino acids. Gene Ontology annotation, cellular component: COP9 signalosome.
CCGCCAUUAUACACGAAGAAGAACGGCGCCUUGUCAGUUUUUCUCUUUUACUUCGUCAUUCUGACAAAUUAUCACCUUCAAAUAAGCACAACGACUGAAAAAUGCCUUUGCCGGUUCAAGUCUUCAAUUUUCAGGGGUCUGUGGAGCCCAUGCAGAUUGAUGCGGAUCCCCAGGAAGAUCAACAGAAUGCUCCAGACACCAACUAUAUCGUGGAGAAUCCAACACUGGAUUUGGAGCAGUACGCCACCAGCUACAGUGGAUUAAUGCGGAUCGAGAGGCUCCAGUUCAUUGCAGAGCACUGCCCCCAGCUCCGCGUAGAAGCCCUUAAAAUGGCCCUGUCCUUCGUCCAGAGGACCUUCAAUGUUGACACGUAUGAAGAAAUCCAUCGCAAACUCACAGAGGCCACACGGGAAGUGCAGGGGGUACCAGACACAGUGCCUGAAGGUGGCGUUGUUCCUCCUCCCCUGGACUCGGCCUGGGCUGAAUCCACCAGGAAGAAGGCGUUACUCAAACUGGAGAAGCUGGACACAGAUCUGAAGAACUACAAGGGGAACUCCAUCAAAGAGAGUAUCAGGAGAGGCCAUGAUGACUUGGGCGACCAUUAUCUGGACUGUGGUGACCUCAGCAACGCCCUGAAGUGCUACUCCCGAGCCAGAGACUACUGCACCAGUGCUAAGCAUGUUAUCAACAUGUGUCUUAAUGUCAUCAAGGUUAGUGUUUAUCUCCAGAACUGGUCUCACGUGCUGAGCUAUGUCAAUAAGGCGGAAUCCACGCCAGAGAUCGCAGAGCAACGAGGAGAGCGAGAUAGCCAAAACCAGGCGGUCCUGACCAAAUUAAAGUGUGCUGCAGGCCUGGCAGAGUUGGCCUCACGCAAAUACAAACCGGCAGCCAAGUGUUUCCUGCAGGCUUCCUUCGAUCAUUGUGACUGUCCAGAGCUCCUGUCACCCACUAACGUUGCGGUCUAUGGCGGCUUGUGUGCUUUGGCCACAUUUGACAGACAGGAGCUUCAACGCAACGUCAUCUCCAGCAGCUCCUUCAAAUUAUUUCUGGAGUUGGAACCUCAGAUCCGAGACAUAAUUUUCAAGUUUUAUGAGUCCAAGUAUGCUUCUUGCCUGAAGCUGUUGGAUGAGAUGAAGGACAACCUCCUGCUGGACAUGUACCUCGCCCCCCAUGUUAAAACCCUGUACAACCAGAUCAGGAACCGAGCCCUGAUUCAGUAUUUCAGCCCGUAUGUAUCUGCAGACAUGACUAAGAUGGCUCAGGCCUUCAACACCACGGUAGCAGCUCUGGAGGACGAGCUGACCCAGCUCAUCCUGGAGGGACUCAUCAACGCACGCAUCGACUCCCACAGCAAGAUCCUGUACGCCAGGGAUGUGGACCAGAGGAGCACCACCUUUGAGAAGUCCCUGCACAUGGGCAAGGAGUUCCAGAGGCGAGCUAAAGCCAUGAUCCUCCGAGCUGCCGUGCUGCGCAACCAGAUACAUGUCAAGUCUCCACCCAGAGAGGGCAGCCAGGGCGAGCUGACACCUGCUAACAGCCAAAACCGCAUGAGCACCAACAUGUGAGCCGCCCACCACCGACCCUGGUCCAGACUCACAUGGCGCUGCCAUCACCUGGAAACUCCACUUGCCACACCUCAGACAAUGAAAACCCAUAAAGACCGUUUGUAUGCUGACCGGCACAUUCAGAAGACACACCGGCAUGUACUUUGACAUCAUAAGCUUUAAAAAUAAACCACUUCCUGAAACAGGCCGCAUGUCUGUGUUG